Scophthalmus maximus (turbot) is the source of this 9981-nucleotide messenger RNA. It is a transcript of the gene hic1, whose product is annotated as hypermethylated in cancer 1. The transcript has 2 exons. Gene Ontology annotation, molecular function: RNA polymerase II cis-regulatory region sequence-specific DNA binding; DNA-binding transcription factor activity, RNA polymerase II-specific; protein binding. The record is from RefSeq and is a predicted model, not a curated record. NCBI's taxonomy places the organism in Eukaryota, Metazoa, Chordata, Actinopteri, Pleuronectiformes, Scophthalmidae. The coding region runs from base 631 to 2910 and encodes 759 amino acids. Gene Ontology annotation, cellular component: nucleus. Gene Ontology annotation, biological process: regulation of transcription by RNA polymerase II.
UUGAAGGUCUUUUACAUGAAAAGUUUCAACAGCUCUUGAAGUAACCAAGUCAUUACCAUCACCAAGCUCCUCUCUCAACCUGAGGUGCACGACCUGAUCACAGACAAGGAGCACAUAUAUACGGAUAUAUACAAUAGCUGUCUGUCUCUUUAAGACUGUGUCGAGAAGUUCAAGUCAGGGUCACUCGAAGUUCUUGCCCUCGAUUUUACCUUUAAGUUUUAUUAUAGACUGACAUCACACGGGGCGCUAAAACACUUAAGGCGCAUAGAGGCUCCAUUAUCAUCCCGGUGCGCGUUAUUGCCCCGACUCAAAAAUAGCUAAGGAAAUUACAAGAAAAAAAAAGAAAAAAAAAAGAAAACCACGGGAGGAAACUGAUGCUGGUCUGAGCACGUAUUUUUUUUCCUUUAAUAGGAGGGGAUGAGAAAGAGGAGGAGAGGAGGGGCAGAAGACGGGGAGAGAAAGGAAAGUGGGUGGGAGGACGGACCUUAAGGAGCGACAAGAAAUUCAUAUCAAUUAAUAAUCAUUAAAAAAAAAAGAGCUGGCAGACGCGCUCGGAAAACUGGCAUGGUUUUGUUGGAGGCUGGCAGUUCAAAGCUGAAACGUCAGAUAUGACUCCUGGAGGCUGCUGAGAUGAUCAUUAAGGGAGACUUAGAUCGGAUGGCAGAAGACAUCGGGCAUGCAGGUGGCGGACUGAAGACGAUGCUGGAUGCCAUGGAAGUUCCAAGUCAUGCUAGGGAUCUCCUCCUGCAGCUCAACAGCCAGCGCACCAAGGGCUUCCUGUGUGAUGUCAUCAUUGUGGUGCAGAAUGCCCUUUUCAGAGCUCACAAGAACAUUCUGGCUGCCAGCAGUCUCUACUUGAAAUCGUUGGUGGUCCAUGACAAUCUCAUCAACCUUGACCACGAGAUGGUGAGUCCAGGGGUCUUCAGGGUCAUUCUGGACUACAUCUACACUGGCCGCCUCGCUGAGGGAGACCCCGCUUCUCCCACUGAACCCAAUCUAGGGGCUGUCUUGGCAGCAGCUAGCUACCUUCAGCUGCUUGACUUGGUGGCUUUGUGCAAAAAGAAGCUGAAAAGACAUGGCAAGUACCCUCCCCGCCUAGGCCCUGCAUUUCUGCCGUAUCCAAAGAUGGGACCCAAUAGUAUGGGGUUAGGGAGUGGUGGCAGGUAUAGGGUUUCUACUCCUGUCAUUCAGCCCUGCCCUCCAGGAGGAAUUUUGAAUAGCCAUGCACCCCGGGCAACACCACCAGAUGAAUUAGUUCCCCAUCGAUUGGCCAUCCAUGCUGGGGAGUUGUAUGCUCCCACCUCCACCCAGGGCUCUCAGGUGUUCCCUUCCCUGCAGUCAGUUCUGCCUGCCCAACUUGGGCGUUCAACCCACUCGGAGAGGAACUGCUCCCCCAACUAUGGCCUUGAUCUCUCUAAGAAAAGCCCAAACUCCCUGUCUCAGCACACAUCCUCUCACUCCCAUCUGGCAAACACUCACAAUGACGAGGAGCGAGACGAGACUCUGAGCAGCCGCACUAGCCCCAUGCAGGGGAUGAAUGGCAGGGCCUUCCCUUCUGAAAAAAUGGAGUCCACUGACCAGAGAAGCUCCCUCACUCCUCCACCAUUCCACCACCUCAACCAGUCUCUUGGGCCGCAACUUCCCCACCUGCACCGCUCAGGCUCCCAGGGCACAGAUCGCUACCCAUGCCCCCCCAGCCCGGACACUCCCACGGAAGGUGGUGAGGCAGGUAGAGAAAUGGGCAACAUCUACCGCUGGGUGAAACAUGAGCCACUGUCGUAUACAGCUGAAGAUGAAGAUGAAGAUGAGGAUGAGGACGAGGGGGGUGAAAAUGGAGACCAGCAUCACAACCACCACAAGGUUGGGGAGGAGAGUGAAGGAGCAGACGACAAGAGCGGGUCAGGCACCGAGGAGACAGGCAGCAGUGAAGGCCGCCCCUCCCCUCCUGGACCAAUGGGAAGGUUCCACAUGCCAUAUGAGCCAGAGAGCUUCGGGGACAACCUGUAUGUCUGCAUUCCCUGUGACAAAGGCUUCCCGAGCUCAGAGCAGCUCAAUGCACACGUGGAGACACACACAGAGGAGGAGCUGUACGGCAACUCUGGUGGGGAGAUGGGAAACAGCAAUAACAGCAGCAGCAAAAACACGAGCAGUAAUACGAAUGGCUAUGGGAGCAUGAAUAGCAGCAACAGCCUGAACAGUCUGUCCCAUCUAGAGUCCAAGUCGAGACAGGGGCUGAGUUCAGGGGGGAUCGGGGAGAUGAUCCGGCCCUACCGCUGUUCCAGCUGUGAGAAGUCCUACAAAGAUCCAGCCACUCUGAGGCAGCAUGAGAAGACCCACUGGCUGACACGGCCGUACCCUUGCAGCAUCUGUGGCAAGAAGUUCACGCAGCGUGGUACUAUGACGCGCCACAUGCGCAGCCACCUGGGCCUUAAACCUUUUGCCUGCGACUCCUGUGGCAUGCGCUUCACCCGCCAAUAUCGCCUCACUGAGCACAUGCGCAUCCACUCUGGGGAAAAGCCCUAUGAAUGUCAGGUGUGUGGCGGAAAGUUUGCCCAGCAGCGCAACCUCAUCAGCCACAUGAAGAUGCAUAGCAGUGGAGGGAGUGCGGGUGGCCUGACUGCAGAUCUGAAACUGAAGCUGGACUUUGCAGAGGGCAUCUAUCCUCUGAGUAAAUACACAGCAGAGCACCUCGGGCUGAAGCAGGAGAAGAUCAACGAACUGCACCUCCAAGCCCAGCAGCAACUGGUAGCUGACGGAAAGGUCAUGGAGAGCCUCUACCCACUGUCCAAACUGGCCGCGGAGCACCUGGGCCUCACCCACGACAAGAUGGAUGUCCUGGGCCAACCCCUGCCCCCCCCUCCACAGGCCCUGUCAGACGGCCACACCAUUGAGCGCUACUCACCCAGCUAAGACAUGUGACCUGUAUAAAUGGCAGUCACCAAUAGGUCUGUGUGCACACACAACUCGCAGUAUUCCAAAGCCAUUCACCUCAACUCAAUAUCCUCCUCUGCACCUCAGACUCAGGCCAAAAGAAAUUGGUCAGCUAAUGCACACCAAGACGUUUAGACUGUAAGUGCCUUUCUAUGCAUCUAAUGUAUCUUAAAGUGCUCCUUCAUAAAGGAAGUCUGUGCUAUUCCACGACCAAGGACACUCACUCAGAGAAGUACAGUAUUUAUGUACAGCGUAUGCAAAGAAACAUUUCUUUUUUUUAUUUCAGCCAUUGAGCCAAAGUGACAAAUUGAAAACCAAAAUGAAAAUUGUUUUAUUUAUUUUUGUAUCAUGGUGAAAUCCAAAGAGAAACUGUUGCAAGGAAAUAUUGCAAUCAGACCCUAAACCUGUGUAUUAAUAAUUAUCACCUGUGUACAAGAAAGGAAAAAGCACAUAAGGACAUGAUUCAGGGUUUGUGUCCAGACCUGAGCGGAACUUUUAUCAAAUGAAUAAACCAGCUCUUCUGGACUUUAAAGUAAUUGGAGGAUAUAUUUCUUUUUCUUAUUUUUUUUUCUCUUUUCUAUUUUUUUGGGGUACUGGACAAUUUAUGUAUCUGACCUUCCAGCUUCUCCCCGCCAUGUUCCCGCUUCCCAAAUCGCAAGGAAAUAACUCAACAAUGAGAGCGAUUGCUUCAGCAUUUCGGUAAAGUCUCCUCUGCUUUUACUUUCUCCACAUUUUUUAAGUAACCCACUCCCCCACAUAUUUGUGUGGAUAAAGGCACAUACUAUGUGACAGCAGUCGUAGCUUAACCAGCCUUACACCCCCCUUUAACUCAAACUUCCUGUGCAUCUUGACUUCAGCUUUCAAUUGUUAUUGAGAUGCAGCAAGCACAGCCCUGUGAUCUCAUAACUGGGACAUGAUUGCACAUACCCAACUGAUGACACACUAAUCCCUGCUCAUGAUGAGUGUAGUUUCAGACGAAGCAUUGGGUGUUGCCUCUGGCAUUGAGUAAUAUUUACAGUUACAGAUGCAACUGAGGCAGGCAGCAGAGGCAAGGACCAGAUCACGAGUUAAUGACACCGAAAUCUGUCAAGAGCAAUUACUCCAUUCACAGCAGUCUGAUGAUUAAUGGCGGAGCGGCAGUAGUCGAAUGCUGCGUUUGGACGCCGCUCUGAUCCACUGUCCGACCUCUCACUUGACCUCCCUCCCCUGUAGUCUUUUGUGUCUGGGAGCCCUGCUACUGUUGACAGACCAAAGUGAAUACUGCUCGAAGCCCUUUGCCUUAAAAGUGCUCCACACACCACACGCACACUUGCUCCCCCUCCACACACACACACACACACACACACACACACACACACACACACACACACACACACACACACACACACACACACACACACACACACACACACACACACACACACACACACACACACGCACAUGCACACACAUGCACACACACGCGUGGAGCUGCUAAACUGUCAGUCAUAUGAAAGUAAGAAGGGGUUUGUGUGUCUUCCCUGGAAGCCACCGGGGGAACAGCACACCCCAGCUGCUGUGGCUCAGUAAUCCCUGUGAAAUCUCACUUUCUCCUGGACAAUUUGACACUGCUCGCCAGCAUGAUGUCCCAUUUCAUGCCUGCCAUCUUACCCCUCUGAUCCGCUUAUCGACAUCACAUCCCGGCUUAGCAAGUGUCUACCCCCCGGCCUCGCCUCCUCUCCCCGCUAGUAUCAAAUGUGGAAACAAAGAAUGACACGUUUCUGUGUUGGCUGACCAGCAGUUCCUCCAGCUUGACAAACAAAAGAGCACUUAAAGGUUGUGGGUUGAAGGCACAUUCUUGUCUUUGAAUGUUUAUUCCAAAGAACACGCUGCCCUUUUCUGUUUUUUAUUUUUCCACUCUAACUGGUCCUUGAUUCAGAUUAGACAUGUCUGACCACUAAAGUGCCAAUGCCAACCUCAGUGGGUGAAUGUGAAGACUAAAGCCAUAAAUACACUGUGAUAGACGUAGUGAAUCCUAAAGGCUUAAGAAAAAAAAAACAUAGACAAUGUGCCUGACUUUUGGGGAUUGUUUUAAAUGUUACAAUAAUUUAAGGGCUUAUUUUCUGUAGCAUAUGACCAUAUCAAACAUGUUGUUUCCUGUCAAUGACUUUUUCUUUACUUCAUUUUGAUUUGAACUGAAAGCAGCGCAUGUGAAACUGGUGCUUACCUCAGGACUGAUCCCAGCAUGGGGAAUGCUAAGCUUUAGUAAACUCCGAAAUAAAAUAAAAUAUCAUCACACAUACACCGACACUCAUGCACACUUUUUUAACUUUUCUUUUCUUGUUAACAGGGCAGUGGUUCUGUGUUAAACCUGUGGUUAUUUCUGUGUUUAUACAUUUCUUGUUAUAGUUUUAUGGUGGAGAGAUAACAUGUGAUAUUAACAUUUUUUGUUUUUGUUUUUUUUACUAUGCGGUAUAAAUGUUCUAUUGUGCGUCGUCCUCAAAGAGGCUUGUGUCGGUCUGACCAAUUCCAUUGUUAUUACACAAGGCAGAGUCGUUUUGACAGUAUCUUUACUGGCUGUUUGUGAAUUUCUGAACCACAUUUUAGUGAGCAUGAUGGCUUUGAUUUUUUAUUUCAACCACACAUAAAGUCUAGGUGAUGAGUGCAGUGUUUUAAAGUGUCUGUUUGCCCACAAGACACGAUGUAGUUCCCUAAACAGACAAGCAGUGGCUUUUCUGGGCAAGUAUGAACAGAAACAACCCUUGUAGUGUUUGACCUCUUGUCUCCAGAGGUCAGUGAACUUUUAUGAGAGUCAGGCUGAGGUCGUACAUGCACACAAGCGCACAGGAAGCCCGCUUGUUCUCCUUGAUGCGUCAAGUUUUGGGACUCUUGUUGUUAAGCUCUGUAACCCCCAGAAAGAGGAAAGAAUAACGUAAGUCAAACAUUAUUAACAGUAGGAACUCAGUCCACAAACAUGUGCAUACGUGUUAGAAAUUCAGGAGCAGGCGGAUGUCAGCCGUGGGAAUUUCAGUCUUCUCACUCCCUCUCAUUCACUCGUUUAAAUGAAAAUCUGUCUCCUCCUUUCCCUGCCUUACACCCUUAAAAUAACAUUAAUGGUUUCCACUGUCACUCCUGCACAGAUUGUGCAGGAGGGAAGAGCAAGAUAAUGCCUGAGCAUUUCUGUAGGAUGUGCAACUCUUUGCAACUUGUUUGAUUUUGUUAGACGUGUGACAGACGGAGGGCAGAGGUUGUGUAUCUAUAGACAGGGGAAGCAUUUUCUUGUCUCUUUGUGUGUUCCCUAUGCUAUUUAAGCAUAUAAGGCGCUGCUAAUGCAUGUCCUGGGAAUAGGGCUGGUGUGAAGGAGAAGAGCCGAGGAGCAGGAAGUGAACUUUUGGCUGGUGCGUUGUGUGGAGCAGGAUGUGCCGUGUGUUUCUGCUCAGAGGCAGAUAGAGAGACGGAGGAUGGGGAGGGAGAGGAGCAGGGCGAGCGCAGCAGGGUGGGCCAUUGUCUCAGUAUAUGAAAGCCUGUUCGUACUUCUAAAACUCUCCAUUCACAAAACAAGUAGACUGUAUCUUCUCUUUUCCUUCCCCUCUCUGCUCUCUGGGAAUAAAAACUCUGCUCAGUAUCACGAUGAUACGACAUUGUGGCUUUUCAAGGGCUGCACAGCGAGAAGGCCAUUCUGACGUUUUGUUACAAUUUGAGGAUGUUGUGGAGUAAUUUUCCUGGCAUCCUUCUGGUCACAGGAAUUCAUUACAGUAUUUUCCCCAAUAACAUCUUUAAAAAUUUGACGCAGGGCUGAUCAAUAUGAAGGGCAUAUAAAAUGUUUUUUAAAUCGUAAUAAAAAAUAAAAUCUGGCAGUAUUUAUUUUUGCUCUGUGGUUAAUUUAGUUGGUAAAAUUAGAAGAGUCUUGUUUUAAUUUAAUGGUGUAGCCACUCGCCCCAUGGGGUUUUUUAUUCCAUAUGCCCUUGUUAAAGUUAUUUAUACCACAUGUCAACUCAGAAAACCCCUCGUUGCCACCACAGUGGUUUAGAGGAAUAUGUUUUGAAAGUAAUAAAGUUAGCCAUUUAAAUUAGUUACAUUAAUGAUUAAAAUAAUGUAAAUUAAUGAAUAUAAAUAUAUGUGACUGCAGUAAGACACAACCACAAACUAUGAGGAUUUAGUUAAAUUAUUUUUUCCAACGUAAUGGUAAUCAUCCCCGCCUCUGAGCUUUUGUAACACCAGAAAUAUAGAAUUUUAAAAAGGGUGUGGAUGAGUCCAAUGUUGACCAAAAAAAUAUAAAAUUGUAACUAUGCCUUCAAGUUUUCUACCAGCGGCAGAAGGCCAAGGUCACUUGUGUGACUCUGACAUGCUGAAUAGUCCUGAUCAUAUUUAUUGUGUUUCACACUGUGCCAAAAGGACUGACGCACUAAGCAGACUUCGUAGAUGCUCAAAACAAAACUCAGAGAUCAUUUCCACAAGAUGCAUUGUGGAGUUAAGCUCCUGAUCAACUUUGCCUCGCUGUGAAAGUCAUCAUCCGCGUGGUUAAUCAUUAGAGUGAAGCGCAGACACGCCACUAUUGUCCAAUGCAGUAUUUCUUUUUAUGAGGACUCAUGUUUGAAUGUGAGCCAUAGAGCCAAAUAAUAUCAAUAAUCGAGCCACAUUUUGGCUGUGAAACCAUAAACUUAAAGUUUGGUCAGCAUUAGUUCAGUAUUCAACGCAUUCAGUAAUUUUGCAAUUGUUUGUAUGAGUCAAUGAGGUGAAAGUGUGUGAGUAGUAGUGCACCUGUCCAUCUACACGUCUGAACGCCUUUCCCACAGUGUAGCAGGGUGAAGUACAAGGGAGAGAUUUGACACUUUCGAGAGUCUUUAUUGCAAGCAGCUGCUUUAGAUUUAUUUCCCCGAACUGCACUUUUCUGGAAAAAUCAUUGUAUUGUGAUUUUUUAUUACUGUUAUGAUCCCCUAGAAGUCCCACAAUUGCCGUUCCUCUGGCACAUUGCUUCCUUUGCUUCCCUCCUCUUCCUCCCUCCAGUGCGGAGCUUGGCCACACUCGUUCACCACCCUCGUUACCUCAAAGCGCAGCUUUCCUCCUCACCUCUCUCUGUCCCCGUUCUCCUCUUACACUCGACUCAAACCACUGACCCACAGCGCCCGCUGCCUCCCCCCUCUCCCGUGAUCCACUUACUUCCAGCUGUUUUUCAUGCUGAAGAAGACAGUUGUCUAAAUGUUUACGUGAAGAGCUACUUUCUUUUUCUUUAAGCCCUGAUCAAUUUCCAAAAUGAACUUUGUGGCAUGUGUUGAAAUACAGCAAAUAAUGGGCCAAAUAUAAAAGUCUGACAUCGUUUUUGUAUUCUGAUCCUCAAGCCAAGAAAGGGCUUACAUAGGGGAGAUUAAAGACAGCAUAUCGCUGUAGAGGAAAUGCAGAAUAAUGUGAGGGGAAAUGUUCCGGGGAAAAUAUGCUCAGAAAGAUGCCAGUAAAGUAAACAUGUAUGAAAUUGCACAAUUGAGCUGGGCCUCGGCUGCGCCAGCCAAGUCAUGCGCUGAGAUGGAGGCAACAAGUAAGGGAGAAGGGUUCAGACGAGAGGAAAAGAAUCAGAAACAGAGAGAAAAAUUUUCACUACUUACAGUAAAUAACAAAGGACAACUGGUUGCAUUGUGUGUCUCUUCACCUCUUUUUUUCAAUCUUCUUUUGUUCCCCUUUUUAGGAAAUUAUGUUGAAAGGAAAUCAACAUUUUUUUUUCCCCUUUUCAUUGUUAAUUUCUGCUGGACAUUGCCAAGGUUUUUUAAUGUUCAUGUCAGCAUGCCCCCUGACAUGUCAUCCUCUUUCCAGACCUAACAAUUAUCACCCAAUCAGCACAUGACCCACAGUAGGUUCUUUGUAGUAGAAUAAGUUCUGGCUGGCCCUGUCCUCCUCCUCCUGCAUCUAUUCAGCCUGGAUCUCCGCGUCUUUCCCUAUUUUGAACACGUACGAGACAGACUAAGUGGACUGUGGCUUGAAUCUCUUUGUUUACAGUGAAGAGCGUCCGCUCCAGAAAUUUAAACUCAAAGAAAAACAAAGAGCAAGGACAAAGAAGACCAAAAAAAAGUUGUCAGGGAGAAGAUUUGAUUGUACAUUAUAUCUGUAAGCUAUACCACACACACACACACACACACACACACACACACACACACACACACACACACACACACACACACACACACACACACACACACACACACACACACACACACACACACACACACACACACACACACACACACACACACACACACACACACACACACACACACACAGCUGGAUGGCAGACUCCUGCUUCAGAUUAGGUCAGAUUUAAUUAGGCUGCCCUGCUACGUUUGGACUGUCGCUUCUUGUAGAAAAACCCAUUAUUAAAGAAAGAGCGAUUCCAAUGACGGCUUCCACCCAAAACAACCUGCGCCAAAAUGUUACAGAGCCUCAGGGUCCUCACACACCAAGGACACACAUACAAAAGCAUCUACUCUGGUUUUGGGAGUGUGUAGAAAUAAUAGAUUAUGAUCUAAUAAAGAUCACUGUGACGUUUUGAAGUGGUUUCACUCGACUGAUUGUGGUUCAAGAAAGUUCAGCAGUAACACAGAACGCCACGCAGACAGUGGUGGCUACAGAUGGAUGAAAACAUUUAUUUUUUCAUAGUGGAAAUGUGAUUUUUCAGUGGAAGACAGGAUGUUAUUUCAACAGGCACGAGGCAGGUGUGUGUGAAAUGUCCAGUGUUUCGUUUUGUGGUUUAACAAGGAUUUAUACCAUAAAAACAAUUAAAAGCAAUACAUUAAACCAAACAGUAUUUUCUUUUUUUUUUCUUUUUCUGCCUUUCAUGUCAAUAUUGAUUUUACAUUGCUUUAGUGAAAUGAAUGUAUUUAUUGCAUGUCUACAUGUUUUAUAGUUAAUUUUUGUGUAAAUUUAAAUUGUGGGUUUUUAUGAUAAUUUCACUUAAUUAUGGUGUCUUGAUAAAAUCAUGUUGAUAAGGCUUUUAUUUUUUUAAAAGCCAAUGUGAAAAAUGUCGUGUUUUGUGUUUGUUACUAUACUCAAAAUCAACUUGGCAAUAAAGUGAAUUGCAUAAAG